GAGGGAGAGGGAGAGAGAAAGCUGCGUGGAGAGAAGACGCUCUCAGAUCAGUCAGUGGCUUCAUGGAGUUAUGUACCUCUGAUCCGCCGCCAUGGAUUGCACUUCGCGAUCACUCCUUUUCUUUGUAUCUCUUUUGUUGUCCUGCGUUAUCCCCGCGUUUCCCGUCAUCUACCCCCCGAACGAAGUUAACCUGUUAGAUUCCAAAGCAAGCCAGGGGGAGUUAAGAUGGAUUUCCUACCCAUCGCAUGGGUGGGAAGAGAUCAGUGGGGUGGAUGAGCACUACACUCCGAUCAGGACCUUCCAGGUGUGCAACGUGAUGGAGUACAGCCAGAACAACUGGCUUCGCACCAACUGGAUCCCUCGCAUGUCAGCCCAGAAGAUCUAUGUGGAGCUGAAGUUCACCCUGAGGGACUGCAACUCCAUCCCACUGGUCCUGGGCACCUGCAAGGAGACCUUCAACCUCCUCUACCUGGAGACGGAUGACGACCAGGGCACCCACUUCCGAGAGCACCAGUUCUCUAAGAUUGACACUAUAGCUGCUGAUGAGAGCUUCACCCAAAUGGACCUGGGCGAUCGCAUCCUCAAGCUCAACACUGAGGUGCGUGAAGUGGGUCCUAUGACCAAGAAGGGCUUCUAUCUGGCGUUCCAGGAUGUGGGCGCCUGUGUAGCGUUAGUUUCCGUGAGGGUUUACUUUAAGAAGUGCCCGCACACUGUGAAGAACUUGGCCGUCUUCCCCGAUACGGUGCCCAUGGACUCGCAGUCGUUGGUUGAAGUCAAAGGCUCGUGUGUCAAUCACUCCAAAGAGGAGGAGCCGCCGCGAAUGUACUGCAGCACAGAGGGGGAGUGGCUCGUACCUAUUGGGAAGUGUCUGUGUAACCCGGGUUACGAGGAGCGAAGCAGCGCCUGCCAAAUGUGCAGGCCAGGCUUUUACAAAUCCGCACUUGGGAACGCGGAGUGCGCGAAGUGUCCGCCUCAUAGUUUCUCGCACCACGAAGGCUCGCUGUUCUGCGGCUGCGAGAAGAACUACUUCCGCGCCGAGGGAGACCCCGCCUCCAUGGCCUGUACCCGUCCUCCUUCAACUCCUCGAAAUGUGAUCUCCUCCAUCAAUGAGACUUCAGUCAUUCUGGACUGGAGCUGGCCAGAGGACACUGGGGGGCGCAGGGACGUCACCUUUACCGUUCUCUGCAAGCGCUGCCGUGCGGUCGCCGGUGCCAGUGGCGGCAACGGCAACGGCGCGGCCCAGCGCUGUGAACCGUGUCGCAGCAAUGUCCGCUUUCUGCCGCGGGCCGCUGGCCUCCACAACACCACGGUGACUGUGGGCGACCUGCUGGCUCACACAAACUACACGUUUGAGAUCGAAGCGCAGAACGGUGUGUCGUCGCUGGCACCCAAAAUGAGGCAGUACGCCGCCGUCACCAUCACCACCAACCAAGCAGCUCCUUCUCCGGUAACAGUGAUCAAAAAGGAGAAGACUUCUCGAAACAGCGUCUCGCUGUCCUGGCAGGAACCAGAAAGACCCAACGGCAUUAUCCUGGACUACGAGAUCAAAUACUACGAAAAGGACGAGCAGGAGACCAGCUACACCAUCCUGCGCGCGCGCGGCUGUAACGUGACCCUGAGCGGCCUGAAGCCGAACACGGCUUACCUGCUGCAGAUCCGAGCGCGCACGGCUGCCGGAUAUGGAGCCAGCAGCCCCAGCUUCCAGUUCGAGACCAGCCCUGACUCCGCCUUUUCGAUCUCGAGCGAGAACAGCCAGGUGGUUCUGAUUGCCAUUUCCUCCGCCGUGGCCAUCAUCCUGCUCACUGUGCUGCUCUAUGUCCUGGUCGGCAGGUUUUGUUGCCGCAGCAAAUCCAAACAUCCCGAUGAGAAAAGACUGCACUUUGGCAACGGCCACUUGAGUCUGCCGGGCAUCAGGACCUACGUGGACCCUCACACGUACGAGGAUCCAAGCCAGGCCGUGCAUGAGUUUGCCAAAGAGUUGGACGCCUCGUGCAUUGCCAUAGACAAAGUUGUCGGAGCAGGUGAGUUUGGUGAGGUGUGCAGUGGCCGCCUGAAGCUGCCCAAUAAGAAGGAGAUCUGUGUCGCCAUCAAGACGCUUAAAGGAGGAUACACUGACAAGCAGAGGCGGGACUUCCUGGCAGAGGCAUCCAUCAUGGGACAGUUUGACCACCCCAACAUCAUCAGGCUGGAGGGGGUGGUGACACGCAGUAAACCGGUGAUGAUUGUCACGGAAUACAUGGAGAACGGAUCCCUGGACAGCUUCUUAAGAAGACAUGAUGCCCAGUUUACAGGAAUCCAGUUGGUCGGGAUGCUGCGUGGCAUCGCCUCGGGUAUGAAGUAUCUCUCUGACAUGGGAUACGUUCACCGGGACCUGGCGGCUCGAAACAUCCUGGUCAACAGCAACCUGGUGUGUAAAGUAUCAGACUUCGGCUUGUCCCGGGUGCUGGAGGACGACGCGGAGGCUGCUUACACGACCAGGGGAGGUAAGAUCCCCAUUCGGUGGACGGCACCAGAGGCCAUUGCCUACAGGAAGUUUACAUCAGCCAGUGAUGCUUGGAGCUACGGCAUUGUGCUCUGGGAGGUGAUGUCAUAUGGGGAGCGGCCAUACUGGGAGAUGUCCAAUCAGGAUGUAAUAAAAGCUGUAGACGAGGGCUACCGUCUCCCCCCGCCCAUGGACUGUCCAGCAACCCUCUAUCAGCUGAUGUUGGACUGCUGGCAGAAGGAGAGGAAUAACCGGCCCAAGUUUGAACAGAUAGUCAGCAUCCUGGAUAAACUCAUACGCAACCCCGGUAGCCUCAAAAUCACAGCCAACACUACAUCCAGGCCUGCCAAUUUGUUGUUGGACAGGAGCAGUUCAGAGGUUCCUUCCAUGGGGACGAUGGGCGACUGGAUGGAUGGAAUGAGGACUCUGCCCUGCAAGGAGGCCUUCUCUGGGGUCAGCUACAGCUCCUGCGACACCCUGGCCAAAACCUCCACAGAUAGAGUGGUUCUGACGGAGGUCCACGUGACACCUGCCACAUGCCCAGAAUGGGAGCCGUCCAUGGGGAUCACCACUCUCUAAUGUCCAGCUCCUCUACGCCCCCUCAGGCUCUGGAUGGGAUCUGAAAAAGUUUGGAGUGGCUAUUGUCGGACCGCAGAAGAAGAUCGUGAGCAGCCUCAAAGCCCUAGAUUCCCACACCAAGGACGGCCCAGUACCUGUUUAAAACAUGAACCCACCCGUGUGUCUGUGUUAAAAGACUGCGGUUUGCAAAUCAGACUCUUGACACAGUGGCUGCGUAUCCAAACUAGAAAUGGAUGGAUAUGGAGGGAGAAUAUAUGAGUCAGGUGAGGAGGGCUUUGAUUGUUUUGAAGACACUUUUUUUAAGUCCUGCUGGAGGACGCGGAGGAACACAGCAUAGAUCUGACUCUUCAACCCUCCAUCCCUCCAUGCCCAAGUUGAGAUGCCUUACAGACUAAUCCGAGAGAAGGCGGGGCAGAAGAGAGCCAAGGGGGGUGGUCGGUGGAUUAAAACUCGGGGCUUGGACGCGGGGGAAGGACUGGACUAACAAAGAAGCAGGAGCUCUUAUAUCAGCAUCAGCUUCCCUUGACUGCUAAAAGGGUUCAGGCAGCACUGACGGACGGUUUCUUCACACCAGCCUGUGGUGUGAGGCGGUGAAACAGCUACGAUGCCUUGAGUGGUGGUGCAUGGCAGACAACAGCAACUCACAUGAAGGUGGACUGCCCGCCCCCCCCACCCCCACCCCUACACACACCCACACCCCGUCCUGGACUAAUGAAGGCGUGAGAUUUUCUCGAAACUACCUACAUUACUGUCUCUAUCCACGAGAGACCUGAGCUGGUAGGGACACACACACCGAGACAAUAUCCGAGCCAUUUUACUCUGUAGCUCUAAUCUAUAGCAUUUGCAUUGAGUUGACAUUUCACAUACAGUAAAAAAGAAAAAAGAAGCAAUAAUAAUAAUGAUUAUCAGUUAAGUAGUCUGUCACAUUUAUAACGUCGCGAGCGCUGUGCUUUGACGGCACAGGGGGCCGUAACAUAGCCACAUCCAUGUUCUGUGUGCUUAUGAGCAGAUACUGUACACUUUUAUUGCUGUUCCUGCAAUUGAAUGACCUUUGUGAGAAAUCUCAGGAUGCAUACUUUUUGGGUCUAAUUUCAUGAACAAGGAGAAACAGAGAGAAAGAGAGAAAGAGAGAGAGAGAGAGAUGAUAUAUAGAAAACAAUGAGAGUGCAGGUUAAGAGAGAAGGUAGCAAGAAAAAGGUGGAAGUGGCAAAGGAGAAAUUGAUGAGAGGGGGGAAAAAACAACUUAAAUAAGAUGAAGCAGUGCGAUACGGUCCUCUGCUUCCUAUGCUGUUGUGUGGAAGUGUUUCAAAACUAGGAAAGAGUUUGUACUUGAGAUUCCCUCCUCGGGUAAGCAGAUGGACAUCAGCCCCACGAAACAUCAGGUAUAAUCUCCUUAACCAAGACGUUUGAUGUGUUCUCAUUCACCGUCUUUCCCACUGCUUCUCGCCGAGAGUGUAAACAUAAUAUAGUCGAUAUGCUUUUGUCUGAGUCCGUAACUUACUAAAAGAAAAAAGCCACUUGGGAUCUGUCUUCAAAGGGAUUUUUGUUCUAGUUUGAAAUGAAUCAGCUGUUAAUUCAUUCAUCUCGGUCGAGCGAAUGCAAAACAUAGAGUGCUGACGUGUAUCAGUUUAGCGACGAGUCUUGCAUGCUGCGGCUGAAUAUCCCUCGCCUCACCCUUGCCUUCCAAGUGUGUUGGAGAACCUAUGUAGCCUUCAGUUGGACCCGGGCCUUUAAAACCAUGUUGAAUCUGUCCCUUACUACAGUACAUUGUUUCUAGUGACAAGAAAAAUUGCUCUUAAUCCAUAAAUCUCAGUGUGUUGAAGGCAAAAAAAGGAGAGUGCCUCCUGUACUGUAGCUUUGCAUAGGGUUGGUUCAAGAUGGGAUCAUCAAGCAAAAAAAAUUCUUUUUUUUAUCCAAGUCCUGAUUCUUUUUCAGUGUUCUCACUGGGACAUGGUGUGGAAAAGAGAGCUCCAACACUUUCUGAGAUAGUAUCCAAGCACAGGAUGAGAUUUCCUCAAGGCACCUAAGAACAUAGGUCAUUUUCUUUUGCAAUGAAAUACAAACUUAAAGACGUCAGUCUCCUGCUCCGAUGUCACCCAUUCAAUGAGUAUUUCUAAACGGGCACUUUGGUACUUUGUGCCGUCGGAUGGGUAUCAUUCGAUCACAGGGGUGCCAUCGUCUUUAAGCUUGUUCCAAGCACUUACUUUACAAUUUUUAAGCACUUUGAAUGGAAAUAUUUCUGCCUUGGCUGUAAAUUAAGGUUAUCUAAUGAAUGGAGGGGGGUGAUUACGGUGCUUUUAGGAAAUCCAGCCCUGUUCACUGUUACCAGUCGUUCCUCUGUUACUUGGUCUACCUGUGGAUGCUGCUGUUGCUGCUACGUGUCUGAAUUAGCAUGUACAUACCAUAAAACCAUCAUAAUCAUAGCAACUAGCACUACAGAUCCCACUCUAUGUACACGGUCAUCCGUCUUUGUACAAAUGUUUGUAUGUAUAAAAGAAAUAAAUCAAAAAAAAAAACUGUGCAACAUUUUAAUUAAAAAAAAAAGAAAAGAAAAAGAGACACAAAACAUCUGUAUUAUAUUUUAUCUUAUUUUCAAUUAUAGUUGUCAUCUCUGGUUGUUUUUUCUACAAUAAAAAGGUAAUUAUGGUUAUUUUAUUAUUUAUUUGUUAACAUUAUACGGAGCAAUGUUGGUUUCUUCUUUUGUAGCAUAUACGGUAAAUUAUGUGUUAGUGCUACCUGUGUUGGGUUUUUUUUCUUUUUCGACUCACUUUAUAAUCCGGAGACAUCUGAGAGAGCAAUACUGUUAUAAUGCAUACCUGUAUCCAGAUUCCUUCGUUUCUGUCUCGAGACUGACUUGUGUCUUGUGUGAGAGUUUUACGUGUGCAAAUGUAGAUGGCCUUGUCUACUAAUGUAAAAUGAUUUGUAGUGGAAACAUUUAUAUUUUUAUAAUAAAUAUUCACAAAAUAUUUUCCAAAAAAUGGAUGAUGAUGAUGAUGAUGAUA
Molecule: messenger RNA, 6063 nt
Organism: Solea solea (common sole)
Lineage: Eukaryota; Metazoa; Chordata; Actinopteri; Pleuronectiformes; Soleidae
Gene: epha3
Product: eph receptor A3
Exons: 18
Coding region: 92-3061 (989 amino acids)
Biological process (GO): protein phosphorylation; cell surface receptor protein tyrosine kinase signaling pathway; axon guidance
Cellular component (GO): plasma membrane; neuron projection
Molecular function (GO): transmembrane-ephrin receptor activity; ATP binding; protein binding
Source: RefSeq, a predicted model, not a curated record